Messenger RNA from Arachis duranensis, 3158 nucleotides. RefSeq names its product exosome complex exonuclease RRP44 homolog A-like. The record is from RefSeq and is a predicted model, not a curated record. Gene Ontology annotation, biological process: rRNA catabolic process. The transcript is spliced from 24 exons. The coding region runs from base 147 to 2954 and encodes 935 amino acids. Gene Ontology annotation, molecular function: 3'-5'-RNA exonuclease activity; endonuclease activity; RNA binding. NCBI's taxonomy places the organism in Eukaryota, Viridiplantae, Streptophyta, Magnoliopsida, Fabales, Fabaceae. Gene Ontology annotation, cellular component: cytoplasmic exosome (RNase complex); nuclear exosome (RNase complex).
GGAAGGUGAUUCAGUGAAGCACGGGUCCGUCGAGAACACAAACCUGAAAACUCCGGCGGCGAAGGAAAAAGUCCUUCGAGUUCCAACACUAUUCUCUUCAUAGUUCCGACUUCUCUCUGUUCCGUUCCGUUCACCGUUCAGCAAAGAUGCUUCACAACAAGUCUUUCGUUAAGAAAACCAAAGCUGGCAAGGUCAUGAAGCAAGUGAGGGAGCACUACCUCCGCGACGAUAUCUACUGCGGCGCCCCCUUCUGCACCGCCUGCGACACCUCCGCCGCUCGCUUGGGUCCCUCCGCCUCCACUAUCCUCGUCGUCGACACCAAUGUCGUCCUCAACCAGAUUGAUUUGCUGGAGAAUCCAGCUAUCGACAAUGUGGUGGUGCUGUCAGUUGUGCUGGAAGAGGUUAAGAACAAGAAUAUGUCUGUUUACAAUCGAGUUAGAGCUAUCUGUAGCAAUUCAAUGAGGAAGUUCUUUGUUUUCUCCAAUGAAUACCACAGGGAUACAUAUAUUAAGGAAAUGAGUGGAGAAACCAAGAAUGAUAGGAAUGAUAGAGCUAUCCGAGUGGCUGCUCAGUGGUAUCAGAAACAUCUUGGUGGUGCGGUAAAGGUUUUGCUUAUAACCAAUGAUAAAGAGAACAAAAGGAAGGCUACUGAAGAGGGCAUUCAUGCAGAAACAGUUGAAUCGUAUGUCAAGUCUUUGGAUCGACCAGAUUUACUUGACCUGCUUGUACGGCCUUCAUCAGAAGAUGUAAACAUGGAAGAGGUUGAAGAUCUCAGACCAUCGAAGAGGAAAAUCAUCUAUACAGAGCAUAAGCCAAUGUCAGAAAUUACUUCUGGAUUGCAUCGAGGAAUAUAUCAUCAAGGGAAACUUCGUGUGAACCGUUACAACCCAUUUGAAGCAUAUGUUGGAAGUGAGAGCAUUGGUGAUGAAAUAAUUAUUUAUGGGCGCUCAAACAUGAACCGAGCUUUUGAUGGUGAUAUUGUGGCAGUUGAACUCCUGCCUCAGGACCAAUGGCAAGAAGAGAAGAGUCUAGCUAUUGCUUGUGAAGAGGAUGAGGAUGAGGAUGAUGGUGUUCACCUAGCUCCAAAUAGUGCUGAUGAUGCACCUAGAACUGUUCCCCAGCAAGGUUCUACUGGAGAAGUAAAUACCGCACCAAGUCGCCCUUCUGGUCGUGUUGUUGGCAUUAUCAAGAGAAACUGGCAUUCGUAUUGUGGAUCUUUGGACCCAAUGCCUAUGCCUGCAGGAAGUGGUGGUGUUGCUCAUGCCUUAUUUGUCUCCAAAGAUCGCAGAAUUCCCAAGAUUCGAAUACAAACCCGCCAGCUUGAGAACCUUCUUGACAAGAGGAUUAUUGUGGCUGUUGAUUCUUGGGAUCGUCAAUCUCGAUAUCCAUCAGGCCAUUAUGUACGAACUAUAGGAGAGAUAGGUGAUAGAGAUACUGAAAGUGAGGUCGUUUUGAUAGAAAAUGACAUAAAUUCAAGGCCAUUCUCUUCACAAGUUCUAGCAUGUUUGCCACCAUUGCCAUGGUCAGUCUCUGCUGAAGAUCUGUCCAAUCCAAUCAGGCAGGAUUUGCGUGGACUGUGUGUCUUCAGUGUAGACCCUCCAGGUUGCAAGGAUAUUGAUGAUGCACUCCACUGUACAUCUCUUCCGAAUGGAAAUUUUGAAGUUGGAGUUCAUAUUGCCGAUGUGACAAAUUUUGUGCAUCCUGGUACUCCACUUGAUGAAGAGGCUUCACAAAGGGGAACAUCUGUCUACCUAGUUGAGAGACGGAUAGACAUGCUUCCAAAGCCUCUCACUGAAGAUAUAUGUUCUCUUCGAUCUGAUGUGGAAAGGCUUGCAUUCUCUGUGAUAUGGGAAAUGACACCUGAAGCAGACAUUGUUUCCACCAGAUUCACAAAAAGUGUCAUUAAAUCUUCUGCGGCGUUGUCUUAUGUCGAAGCUCAAGCAAGGAUGGAUGAUAGUCGUUUGAUGGAUCCAAUAACUACAAAUUUGAGGAAUAUGAAUAGUUUAGCUAAGAAAAUGAGAUUAAGGCGUAUUGAGAGAGGAGCUUUGACUCUUGCAUCUGCUGAAGUCAAAUUUCAAAUUGACACAGAAACUCAUGACCCCCUUGAUAUUGGUAUGUACCAGAUUCGGGAAGCCAACCAAAUGGUGGAGGAGUUUAUGCUUGCUGCUAAUGUUUCGGUUGCAGAACAAAUUCUUAAAAGUUUUCCUCUAUGCUCAUUAUUAAGGCGCCAUCCAACACCAACUAGAGAGAUGCUUGAACCUUUGCUACGUACUGCUGCUGCAGUUGGCCUGCACUUGGACGUCUCGUCCUCAAAAGCAUUGGCUGAUUCUCUUGACCAUGCUGUGGGUGAUGAUCCUUACUUCAACAAGUUAAUCCGCAUUCUAGCAACUAGAUGCAUGACUCAGGCUGUUUAUUUCAGUAGUGGGGAUCUUACCCCUCCAGAAUAUCAUCAUUAUGGGCUUGCAGCUCCUUUAUAUACUCAUUUCACAUCACCAAUAAGAAGAUAUGCUGAUGUCAUUGUGCACAGGUUACUUGCUGCAUCUUUAGGAAUAUCCAAGUUACCACCUGUAUUUCAAGACAGGCUUCAGCUCACUAGUAUUUCAGACAAUUUAAAUUAUCGGCAUAGGAAUGCACAGAUGGCUGGGCGAGCCUCUGUAGAGCUCCAUACCCUAAUUUACUUCCGGAAUAGACCGACUGAUACAGAAGCUAGGGUGGUGAAAAUGAGAUCAAAUGGAUUCUUUGUGUUUGUUCCCAAAUUUGGCAUAGAAGGGCCUAUAUAUUUGACGCAAAAGGGUGAGAAGGGAAGUGGAGAAUGGUAUGUCGACGAGCAACAACAGAAAAUAAAAAAGAUGGAUGGUAGCAUUUCAUACAGCAUUUUGCAGACCGUCCAAAUUCAUAUGGAGGUCGUGGAGCCGCAGCCUAAUCGACCAAAACUUCAGCUUACUCUUUUAUGAAAAUACAUUAUUUGAUGAACACGUCAACAGAGCAACAUAUUGGAAAUGAAUUUUUGUGCCAUGUUUGUGUGGGAUAGAAUUUUAGUGUUGUUACAAUCCGUAGGAAACAUGUAACUUAUCCAAUAUAUUCCAGAGGAGGUUAUAAAAUUAUACAAAAUGGUUGAACUCAGAAUGUUAUAUGCAUAUCUUUAGAAUUAUCUCUCA